Messenger RNA from Passer domesticus (house sparrow), 2527 nucleotides. It is a transcript of the gene ALG9, whose product is annotated as ALG9 alpha-1,2-mannosyltransferase. The record is from RefSeq and is a predicted model, not a curated record. NCBI's taxonomy places the organism in Eukaryota, Metazoa, Chordata, Aves, Passeriformes, Passeridae. Bases 65 to 1864 code for a protein of 599 amino acids. The transcript has 15 exons. Gene Ontology annotation, cellular component: endoplasmic reticulum membrane. Gene Ontology annotation, molecular function: alpha-1,2-mannosyltransferase activity. Gene Ontology annotation, biological process: protein N-linked glycosylation.
GCGCUCCCGCAGCUGCUCGGGCCCGGCCGCGGCGGCCGGCGGGCGCUGCCUGCCCGUACCCGGCAUGGCCGCCAAGGGGGCCCGGCAGCGGCCGCGGGCGGGCGGCGGGGACGUGGCGGGGCGGCGGCCCGAGCCCGCGGGCAGCGAGGAGGCGCGGAACGAAUCAUCCGGGAGCAAAGCAGGGCACGUCUGGGCCCCUGAAGGAUCAACAGCUUUCAAGUGUCUCAUCUCGGCCAGGUUCUGUGCGGCUCUGCUGAGCAACAUCUCGGAUUGUGACGAGACCUUUAACUACUGGGAGCCGACGCACUACCUCAUUUAUGGGAAGGGGUUUCAGACAUGGGAGUACUCUCCUGCCUACGCCAUCCGCUCCUAUGCUUACCUGUGGCUCCACGCCUUGCCAGCCUGGUUCCAUGCCAGGGUUCUGCAAACCAACAAGGUUCUCAUCUUCUAUUUCCUGCGAUGCUUCCUGGCCUUCCUGAGCUGCAUUUGUGAACUCUACUUCUACAAGGCUGUGUGCAAGAAGUUUGGGCUGCACGUGAGCAGGCUGAUGUUGGCCUUCCUAGUGCUCAGCACGGGGAUGUUCUGUGCUUCUGCAGCUUUCCUGCCCAGCAGUUUCUGCAUGUACACCACGGUGGUGGCCAUGACGGGCUGGUACAUGGACAGGACCUCGGUGGCAGUGCUGGGGGUGGCUGCUGGAGCCCUGCUGGGCUGGCCCUUCAGCGCAGCUCUGGGGCUUCCUAUUGCCUUUGACUUGCUGAUCCUGAAGAAGAGGUGGAAAAGUUUCCUGAACUGGUGUGUGGUCUCCUUGAUCCUGUUUUUGGUGCCCUUGGUGGUGGUGGACAGCUAUUACUAUGGGAAGCUGGUGGUGGCACCUCUCAACAUCGUUUUGUACAACGUCUUCACCCCCCACGGGCCUGAUCUCUACGGUACAGAACCCUGGUACUUCUAUUUCAUCAAUGGCUUUCUGAAUUUCAAUGUGGUUUUUGUGCUGGCCCUGCUCGUGCUGCCUCUGACCUGUCUGAUGGAGUGCCUGCUGCAGAAAUUCCGUGUUCAGAAUCUGGGCCGUCCCUACUGGCUGACCCUGGCUCCCAUGUACAUCUGGAUCCUGAUUUUCUUCAGCCAGCCCCACAAAGAAGAGAGAUUUCUCUUCCCCAUCUAUCCCCUCAUCUGUCUCUCUGCUGCUGUGGCUCUCUCUGCUCUUCAGAAAUGUUACCACUUCAUCUUCCAGCGCUACCGCCUGGAGCACUACACAGUGUCCUCCAACUGGCUGGCCCUGGGGACUGUCCUCCUCUUUGGCCUUUUGUCACUGUCACGCUCUGUUGCCUUAUUCAAAGGCUACCACGGGCCCCUGGACCUGUACCCUGAAUUCCACAGGAUUGCCACUGACCCCAGCAUCCACACGGUGCCAGAGGGGAGGCCAGUGCACGUCUGUGUGGGAAAGGAGUGGCACAGGUUCCCCAGCAGCUUCCUCCUGCCAGACAACUGGCAGCUCCAGUUCAUCCUGUCAGAAUUCCGGGGCCAGCUGCCCAAACCCUUUGCCAAGGGGCCCUUGGCCACCAGGAUCAUUCCUGCAGACAUGAAUGACCAGAACAAGGAGGAGCCAUCUCGAUACAUUGACAUCUCCAAAUGCCACUACCUGGUGGACUUGGACACAGCCACGGAGACCCCCAGGGAGCCAAGGUACUCCUCCAACAGGGAGGAGUGGGUCACCAUUGCCUACAAGCCAUUCCUUGAUGCUUCCAGGUCCUCGCGGCUGCUGCGCGCGUUCUACGUCCCGCUGCUGUCGGAGCGGCACACGCGCUACGGCAACUACAGCAUCCUGAAACCCCGCAGGAGGCAGCCCCGGAGGAGAGGGGGGGGCUAGGAGCAGCCCCAAAACCCAGCCAAAGCAUUGCUGGCACUCCUGGACAGCCCCCUGAGCCCUGAGUGAAGGAUGGUGCUGGAGGAUUCCCCGAGCAGCUCGGGCAGCCUCUGCCUCAAGCCAUUGGAAAAUCCAUGGAUGGGUUAGCCCUGCUGCUCCCCCCUUACACCAGGGAAGAGAAAAAUGGGAAAUAAAACACGGGAUGGCACCAUGAGGUUCUGCUGCAGGCUGCAAAUGUGGGAAAAGCCAGCUCAAAUUCUCUCUGUCUCUGCCCCACCCGCCCCUCUGCUCUCCUCACCUGCUGUCUUUCACCCAGGGAAUUUUUGUUUCAGGUAACAAAGCUUAGGAAUUUUCCUUUUCCGAGGGGAAAAGGAGGAAGAACACCUGACUGACAAUGAACUGGGGUGCACUGAAUCUCCAGGAAUGAACCAUCGUGCACCACAGAGGAGCAGCCAAAGCUGCUCUGUCCAGGAGACAUUUCCAGGCAUAAGCCUGUGCUUUUGGGAAGAAAAAACCAAACUGGGACAAUUAUGUGUUUAAUGGGAUCAGUGUUUGUGCUAUCUGUGAAGCCAAGUGUUUGUUUGCUAUUUAUAAUGAUUUUUUCAAGAUCCUUUGACUUCCAGACUUCAGCAUCUUAAAAAUUCUGGAAUCAUCCAGAGAAGAGAA